CCCUGGUUUUAUGUAUCAAAUGUUCUUGUGUUUCAGGUUCCAGUGGAGUGGAUGAUGCUCAUGUGUUCAUCAGUUCUGGUGAAGAUGUCCAUCUGCCCUGUAAUAAUGCUCUUCCAGACUGUAACUCAACUACAUGGAACUAUAAAAGAUUCAGACAUUCAGAAGCAGAUGAACUGAUUGCUUUAGGGAAAAAGAAGAACAACACAGAGAGACAUGAGAGACUGAGUCUGGGGCCUGACUGCUCUCUGAACAUCAGGAACAUCUCAACAGAAGAUUAUGGAUAUUACAGCUGCCAACAAUGGACAGAUGUGAAAGGAGAACACCAAAAACAAGGAACUGAUGCUCGUGUUUAUCUGCAUGUUCUUCAUGUCUCUUCAUCCUCCUCCUCAUCCUCACAGACUGAGAUCAGUGCAGGCCGCUCUGUGACUCUCUUCUGUCAGUUGUAUUCAUAUCCUCGAGUCUCUUGUGAUGAUUGGAUCUGUUCUGAGAGAAUUGAGCUGUUCUGGGUGAAUCAGACUGGUGUUAAACUGACGAGAUCAGACUCCAGAUAUCAGAUAUUAUCCUCAUCAGAUCACUGUAUCAUCACUCUGCAUACAACACUCCUGAAUGAAGAUCACAACAGAGAGUGGAGAUGCAAUGUUACUCACAGAGAUCAAGUCAAGAGCUCAGUCACAUACACUGUCAAGAGUUCAGAUCCAGCAGAACCUGAAGUCAGUAGGACUGCUGGAUCAUUAUUCAGAGUGAUUGUGAUUAUUGUUGAGUUUGCAGCGUUUGCUGCUCCUACUGUGAUUCUUCUUCAGAUCAUCUGUGCAAGAAGAGCUGGGAGGAAGGACUCACAGCACCCAGAGGAAAUAGUGCUGAAUACAAUAUCAGAAUAAAAUGCUCUACAAAUAACCGAUUACAGCAAGAUUUAUCUUCAUGCCAGUGAUAUUAUGGAUAUUUGCAUACAGUUUAUGUGGAUAUUUUCCAUACUGUACUGAAUGUUUUAAAUAUAAUUUUAAAUACAGCGAUCAACCGAGCAAGACAGGCACCUUUAAUAUCCAUGAAUGGUUUUUACAGAAAUCCUAAUAUUAAUACAUGGUCAUUUUCUAUCCUUGACUCAUCUGAUUGUUACAUUCAAAUUUUAAAAUGUUUUAA
Sinocyclocheilus anshuiensis is the source of this 1137-nucleotide messenger RNA. RefSeq lists its product as uncharacterized. Gene Ontology annotation, biological process: interleukin-15-mediated signaling pathway; T cell activation; positive regulation of ERK1 and ERK2 cascade. The transcript is spliced from 5 exons. Gene Ontology annotation, molecular function: MHC class II protein binding; protein tyrosine kinase binding. The record is from RefSeq and is a predicted model, not a curated record. The annotation marks the transcript as partial. NCBI's taxonomy places the organism in Eukaryota, Metazoa, Chordata, Actinopteri, Cypriniformes, Cyprinidae. Gene Ontology annotation, cellular component: membrane raft; external side of plasma membrane.